Molecule: messenger RNA, 1425 nt
Organism: Alnus glutinosa
Lineage: Eukaryota; Viridiplantae; Streptophyta; Magnoliopsida; Fagales; Betulaceae
Product: putative UDP-rhamnose:rhamnosyltransferase 1
Exons: 2
Coding region: 1-1425 (474 amino acids)
Molecular function (GO): UDP-glycosyltransferase activity
Source: RefSeq, a predicted model, not a curated record
AUGGCCGAUGAUCAGGCUAAGAAACUACACAUAGCCAUGUUCCCAUGGCUAGCCUUUGGUCACAUGAUCCCAUUUUUAGAGCUCGGAAAGCGGAUAGCCCAAAAGGGUCAUCGUAUUUCAUUCAUAUCAACCCCUAGAAACAUUGAACGCCUCCCAAAGAUUCCACCAGAGUUAGCACCAUGGAUAACUUUCGUGAAGCUGCCCUUACCCCGCCUACACAACUUGCCAGAAAACGCAGAAGCCACCAUGGACGUACCCUCCCACAUAAUCCCAUACCUUAAGAAAGCCCACGAUGGUCUCCAACAACCUCUCUCUCAUUUUUUACAAACUUCAGCUCCUGAUUGGAUUAUUCACGACUUUGCCCCUUACUGGUUACCACCAAUCGCUACCAAGCUAGGCAUCUCUCGGGUCUUUUUCAGUAUUUUCAACGCAUUCACUUGGUGUGUCCUUAAACCACCAUCUCCAUCGGACGCGCAGGAGCCGGAGAACUUCACUGUCCCACCCAAAUGGGUCCCCUUUCAAACUAGCAUAGCGUUUCGGUUCUUUGAGGCGAAAAAAAUAUUUGAAAGCUUUGAAGACAAUAAUGCUUCCGGUGUUUCAGACUCGUUUCGUCACGAGAGCGUAAUCUCAGGAGCCGAGGCCUUGGCGUUUAAAACGUGCAUGGAGGUUGAAGGCGAGUGGUUGAAACUCCUUGGUGAGCUUCAUCAUGAUAAUAUACCUCAUAUAAUUCCAGUGGGCUUAAUGCCACCCUCGGCGCCGCCAGAAAGCGGCCGGGGAGACAACAACAAAGAUAGCAGUACUUGGGAUACGAUUGUCGAGUGGUUGGACAAGCAGGAGAAUGGAUCAGUGGUUUAUAUAGCACUCGGAAGUGAGAUUCAACCAAGUCAGCAAGACUUAGCGGAGUUGGCUCUUGGACUGGAGCAAUCGGGGUUGCCCUUCUUUUGGGCUCUAAGAAAGCCAAGUGGCUCGGUUGAGCUACCAGAAGGAUUUGAGGAGCGAACCAGAGGUCGUGGGAUUGUUUGGACGGGUUGGGCGCCUCAGUUAAGGAUAUUAUCUCACCACUCGGUUGGGGGUUUCUUGACUCAUUGUGGUUGGAGUUCGGUGACAGAGGCAUUUAUGUUUGGACGUGCACUUGUUCUGUUGCCCUUCUUGACGGACCAAGGAUUGAUAGCUCGGUUUUUGGAAGAGAAGCAGGCAGGAGUUGAGGUGCCCAGAAAUGACUUAGACGGCUCCUUUACCAGUGCCUCGCUCGCCCAAACACUCAGGUUGGUGAUCAAGGAUGAGGAGGGGAAGAUUUAUCGGGACAAAGCUAAGGCAAUGACCGCCAUAUUUGGAGACAAGGACCUCCACUCCAAAUACAUAGACAAAUUUGUUGAGUUUCUUGAGAACCACAAAAAAAAGGAAACUAGAGAGAAUGACAGAUGA